AUGAGCAAACAGGAAGCAAGCAGGGAAUGUAUCCUGUUGGUUGGAGGAAGGUCAGUACUAGAACAGGCAGGGUCACAGUAGGUCAUCUGUGCACAAAGCAGUGAUGAAGGAAGCUGUUUAGUCAUAGCUGUGUCUUUGAGGGUCCUAAGCAGAAGGGUGAGGAACAGGAUACAGUGACUCAGGAAAACGGUCUCUCGAAGGAGCUGGUUUUCCAGCUGUCGGGAUGUCACGGGAAAGACGAGAAACUCACAGCGUGUUUUUAUCAGGGGUCUGGAUUUUGGCUGUUUCAGUCACUAUGGCAGUACAGGAAAAAAACCCUCUUGUUCCAUGUCUCCCAGGACCCCAAGGUCCUCCUGGGAACAAUGGAAUUCCUGGUCAUAAUGGGCACAAUGGGCUCAAUGGGGAGAAAGGGGAGAAGGGACUCAGAGGGGAACCAGGUUCCACAGGAAUGCGUGGGCCACAGGGCCCUCCAGGAAAACUAGGUCCAAUGGGACCAAAGGGCGAAAGUGGACAACCAGGUCCCACCGGCCCACAAGGAAGCCCAGGAGAAUGCUCACCACGUCAGAAAUCUGCUUUUGCAAUGCAACUUGCCAAAAACUAUCCAGCUCCUAAACAACCAAUUAUAUUUCAUGAAAUCUUAUACAAUGAUCAGCAACAUUUUGAUAAGGCCACUGGAAUUUUCACUUGUCAAAUACCUGGAGUUUAUUACUUUGGCUACAAUGUAGAGUUGUACCGGAACACCACGACCAUUCAGCUAAUGAAAAACAGCCAAGCGGUGAUAGGAUCAUAUCAGACCACCCUAAACUCUUAUGAAAAUAUGUCAGGAAGUACAGUCCUUAAGCUGGAGAAGGGUGACAAGGUCUGGUUAGAAGUGAAACAGGAAAGUAAUGGAGCGACACACACAAGCUACUUUUUAGGUUACCUGAUAUUUGAAAUUUAGACUUCUGAAAAACUUCUGAAUUAGCCUCACCAUUGUGUCAGAAAUUAAGAGAUGAGGAAAGUAUACCUGAGGGUGAGGGAGGCAGGAGGUUUUGUCAGAGUCUGAUCCCAUAUUAUAGCAGCAUCUGUUAUUAUGGUAGCACCGUCUACUAUUAUGGUGGCCCUACACUUCCCAUUAUAAGACACAGUUUUUGUUGUUUAUAACUUUUCCAAACUUUAAUGGUUUGAGCUGAAAAAUUCCAUGCCAGGUGUCUGACUGUCCCUGAAUGUUUUUGGAAAAUGUCAGGCAAAACACUUUAGCUGAUUCUGAGAAUGAGUAUAAGGGGAAAUACAUUUUGCCUGUGUUAAAAAACUCUGGUGACUUUUUCUCUGAGAAGCUCUAAUGCCCCUCUACUUUGGAGCAAGGUCUUGAUAUUUGGCAAGAGAAUGGCUUUUGUGUCUGGGAUGUUCCUGUUGGCAUUACUUUGAAAAUCUGCCCAAAUUUAGCCGCAUUAUAAGACUUUGAAAAUGUGCAGUUCACACAUGCUCAGUAGACACUUCCUAGAACUCCACAGCUAAAUUCCCAAAAGAUUCCAUCUGUGACGUGGCACUCCAUAUGCUUUAUAAAAAUAUGUUUGUAAGUGUGAAUAUAAUGUAACUGAAAUAUGCUUUAUGCAAAAGGUCUCUUGUAAGGUAUAAUUUCAGAGCUUAUAAUCUACUGAGUGUGUCCAUCCUAUUUGUAUGAAUGUAUCAUUCUUGUAUCUGAAACUAGGAAUAUGAAGUAUAACUCUGAGGUUCUAUUGUAAUUAUGCGAAGUGUGGGCCAUUAAUGGUGGUUUAGAAUCUUGACGGCUCCCAUUGACUAGGAUGAUUGGUUGUAAAUGGUUUAUUUUCCUGCAAGCCUUCCGCUAUAUGUGCGGACCAGCCCUGGAAGAAUGGAGGGGGUCUCACAGGACAUGCAAACAUGGCACCUGAUACUGGAAUCCAUCUUAAACCCGGUGCUUUUCCAUUUAGAAGGAGGGGUGGGAACCCAGAGAGACAAAAUAUUCCCGCCUUAUGCCAAGGAUAUAAAAGGUGGUGGAACAGAACAAGAGGCUCCCAGUCAUGAGAAAGCCCUUGCCUUUCACUCAAGAUGCCUGCUGAAACUAACAAGGACUGUACUGGGGAAAGGAUUGGGCCCAGACUAGGAAGGAGUCUAGUCUGUGAAAGAAGCUUAUUGGAACAUCUCUAAGGGUGAGAUUUACCUGUAAUCAGUUUCUUAAUGUAUUAGGCUUAGACUUGUGUGUUUUUGCUUUAUUUUGCUUGGUGACUUACUUUGUUCUGUCUGUUAUUACUUUGAACCACUUAAA
Molecule: messenger RNA, 2266 nt
Organism: Caretta caretta (loggerhead turtle)
Lineage: Eukaryota; Metazoa; Chordata; Testudines; Cheloniidae
Source: RefSeq, a predicted model, not a curated record